AUGGAUGACCUCUAUGACGAGUUCGGUAACUACAUCGGCGAGGCCGAGUCGGAUGAGGAACAGCAGGACCAGGUCCCUCAUGCAUUCAAGUUCGAUGAUGCUUUCGAUGACGAGGAGGAACAAGAUGAUGUGGAGAUCAAUGAUCAGCAAUUAAUGGAGGUCGAUGAUGGACCCUCAAACGCCGUUAUUCUACACGAAGACAAGCAAUAUUACCCAAGCGCUCAGCAAGUAUACGGUACAGAUGUCGAAACUAUGGUCCAGGAGGAGGAUGCGCAGCCUUUAUCCCAGCCGAUUAUCGCGCCCGUCCAACAGAAGAAAUUUGCCCUUUCGGAGACUGAGCUUCCAUCCGUCUAUUUCUCCCGGGAGUUUAUGUCUGAUCUCCUCAAUUUCCCAGAGCAAAUCAGAAAUGUCGCGAUCGUGGGCCAUUUGCACCAUGGCAAGACCGCUUUUAUGGACAUGCUGGUGAAACAGACUCAUGAUCUAUCAGAGAGGUUGCAAAAGCGGAUCGGCAAGCGCAAGGAGGAACAGCUCCGAUAUACAGAUGUGCAUUUUCUGGAAAGAGAGCGAGGACUCUCGAUCAAGGCGGCACCGAUGAGCUUGGUUCUUCCAGGAACCAAGGGCAAGUCUCAUCUCCUCAACAUCAUUGAUACUCCAGGUCAUGUGAACUUUGUAGAUGAGGUUGCUGCCUCGAUCCGCCUUGCCGAUGGUGUGGUUCUGGUCGUCGACAUUGUGGAGGGAGUUCAGGCAAACACGGAGCAAAUUAUCAAGCAUGCCGUGUUGGAGGACCUUCCCCUAACCUUGAUUGUCAAUAAAAUGGAUCGCCUCAUCCUAGAGCUCAAGCUGCCGCCAAAUGAUGCCUACUUCAAAUUAAAACAUGUCAUUGAAGAGGUCAAUACUGUCAUUGAGAACGUUUUACCAGGUCAAGGGGAGAAACGCCGUGUAAGUCCUGAAAAGGGCAAUGUUGCUUUUGCUUCCAGCUCAAUGAACUGGUGCUUCACUCUCCAAUCAUUUGCCCGCAUGUACGCGGAUACCUAUCCUCGUCUUGACUCCACUGAGUUUGCUGCUCGACUUUGGGGAGACAUCUUCUACAAUCCUCGCAGCCGAAAGUUCACUCGCAAAGGCGUGGAGGAGAACGCCAGACGAUCUUUCGUCAAGUUUGUCUUGGAGCCAAUUUACAAGCUCUACUCUCAUACACUUAGCGAGAGUCCCGAAGAUCUUAAGGAAACUCUUUCCAGUGUGGGCGUCAGUCUAAAGCCAUCGCAAUUGAAGACCGAUGCGAAGGAGCUGCUGAGCCUUGUUUGCGAGCAGUUCUUUGGUCCCCCUACCGGCUUUGUGGACAUGGUCGUACAGCAUGUUCCUUCUCCCGUAGAUGGAGCUACAAGGUCAUUGCAGCGGUAUUACACUGGUCCGCUAGACUCGAAGAUUGCCUCCUCCAUAGCUACUUGUGAUCAGGAUGGCCCUCUGGUGAUUCACGUCACAAAGCUCUUCGGUACCACUGAUGCUACAGGGUUCUUCUCCUUUGGAAGGAUUUUGAGUGGUACUGCCCGGCCCGGUCAACAAGUUCGUGUCCUUGGCGAGGGCUACACCCCCGAGGAUGAAGAAGACAUGGUUGUUGCUACCAUCUCAGACACUUUUAUUGCAGAAACCGCCUACCAAAUCUCUACGGAUGGCGUCCCUGCUGGUAACUGGGUUCUUCUUGGUGGCGUAGAUAACUCCAUUGUGAAAACCGCAACAUUGGUCCCUCUCAAACUGGAAGAUGACGAAGAAGCCCACAUUUUCCGGCCCAUCAGGCAUAUGACAGAAUCGGUUUUCAAGGUUGCGGUAGAGCCAGUCAACCCGUCUGAAUUACCGAAGAUGCUGGAUGGAUUGCGCAAGGUCAACAAGAGUUACCCCUUAAUCUCUACUAAGGUUGAGGAAUCCGGUGAACACGUUAUUCUUGGUACAGGAGAGCUUUACAUGGAUUGUGUGCUUCAUGAUCUCCGACGAUUGUACUCGGAGAUGGAGAUUAAGGUCUCUGAUCCGGUCACACGUUUCUGUGAGACGGUAGUUGAAACAUCUGCCAUGAUGUGUUACUCGAUUACCCCUAACAAGAAGAACAAGAUCACUAUGAUCGCAGAGCCCUUGGAUGAUGGAAUUGCCGAAGAUAUCGAAAGCGGCAAGGUUAAUAUCAAGGACCCCAUUCGCAAGGUUGCUCGCUACUUUGAGGAUCAUUAUGAUUGGGAUAAGCUCGCAGCUCGCAGCAUCUGGGCUUUUGGGCCUGAUGAGAUGGGACCCAAUAUUCUCCAGGAUGACACCUUGCCUUCACAAGUGGACAAGAAGCUUCUAGGGACCGUCCGGGACUCUAUCACACAAGGUUUUAGCUGGGGUACAAGAGAGGGUCCACUGUGUGAAGAACCCAUCCGAAAUACAAAAUUCAAGCUCACGGAUGUGUCGCUUGCGGAUCAAGCCAUCUAUCGCGGUGGUGGCCAAAUCAUCCCCACUGCUCGUCGGGCAGUGUACUCAUCAUUCUUGAUGGCUUCACCCCGACUCAUGGAACCGAUAUACUCUUGCACUAUGACCGGCCCUGCCGAUGCAGUGGCUUCGGUGUAUACUGUUUUAUCUCGUCGACGAGGCCACGUCUUGUCCGAUGGGCCCAUUGCCGGAACCCCCCUCUACUCUGUUCGAGGACUUAUCCCCGUGAUUGACUCAUUUGGCUUUGAGACUGAUCUUCGUAUCCAUACCCAAGGUCAAGCCUCUGUUAAUCUCGCAUUCGAUAAAUGGAGUGUGGUUCCCGGUGAUCCACUUGAUCGUGAUGUCAAGUUGAAACCACUGGAGAUGGCAGGCGCUAUGGCUACUGCGCGAGACUUCGUUCUGAAGACGAGGCGGCGCAAGGGACUGGCGGAAGACGUGACCGUCAGCAAGUUCUUGGAGCCGGAGCUUUGGAAGGGGCUAAAGGAGAGUGGCGUUCUGGAUUCAUAA
Penicillium angulare is the source of this 2958-nucleotide messenger RNA. RefSeq names its product U5 snRNP component Snu114, putative. NCBI's taxonomy places the organism in Eukaryota, Fungi, Ascomycota, Eurotiomycetes, Eurotiales, Aspergillaceae. Gene Ontology annotation, cellular component: cytosol; U4/U6 x U5 tri-snRNP complex; U2-type catalytic step 2 spliceosome. Gene Ontology annotation, molecular function: GTP binding; U5 snRNA binding; GTPase activity. Gene Ontology annotation, biological process: mRNA splicing, via spliceosome. The coding region runs from base 1 to 2958 and encodes 985 amino acids. The record is from RefSeq and is a predicted model, not a curated record. The transcript is spliced from 4 exons.